AUGGCGCCCCCCUGGCCGCUCAGGCCAGCCAGGUGGGCACUGGCGAUGAUGGCCAGCUUGGCGUGCCCAACCCGGUGCGCCUCCUCUGCAGUCCGCGAGCCGAUGCCCACGGUGGCGCAGUGCCCCCACUGCGGAUUCGCGGAGUGGACGUGCACUUCGCAGUGUAGCCCGCUGUUGGGCAUCGAGUUCAAUUUCUCCCACGAGGCCGACGGAUGCUUCGAGGCGAUCCCCGGCAAUGACAGAACAUUGUUCUGGGACACCGACGCCUACUGUAUCUUCCCAGAGGCCGAUGAGGUCCUGGGCCUCACCUGCGACGAGAUGCACAAGUACACCAUGGACAGCCCCUACGUCCUGCACCUUGACCGCUGCUCGCUGAGCAGCACCUCGACCAUGACGGUUUUGGAGGAAUGCCAUUGGACUUGCAAGUUCGGGCGGCCUUUCUACCGUUGCAUUUGGACAUUUGACCCCGAGGGCGAGUUCGACCACAACGGUGUCUCGACUCUGGAGAAAUGCUGGUUGGUCGAGUCUUGCACUUCCUCCUUCAAGCAGAAGGUGGAGGCCGUCUGCAGGCCCAUGGAUCUGUGGACCCAGGCGGGCCUGAGCGAGCUGGAGAAUCAGCACUUGCAGGAGCAGCUGAUGCUCCUGGGCAACUCCCACUCUGACGCGGCCGAGGAGCUCGUGGCGGCACUGACUUCCGCGGGCCUGUCAGAGGAGGAUGCCGCCGCGGCCUGGGACAAGUACAACGAGGUUGUGGAGGAGCUGAAGAGCCACGCCGAGGCGCUGAGCGAGGCGGGGCUGAAUGCGGACGAUGGCUCGACGGCGGGCACUGUGGUCACGACUGUGCUUCUCAACGGGGUGUCGUACAUGCUCCUGGUCGGAGACGCAGAGCACACCAAGUCCUCGGAGGAUACCGUCAAGGCAGUGAUCAUCGAGGCAGCCGGGGGCGACUACACCAUAGACGACGUGAUGGUGGAGUUCAGGCGGAGCUCCAGGCGUGAUGGCAGCAUGGUGAUCGAGGCCACGCUUGAGACCCACGGUGCCUUCACAGCGACGCUGGUGCAGUUCAACCUGAAGCGUGCCGAGACGCUCGGUGCGGACAUCCUGGCGGCGCUGCAGGCACUCCCGUUCUUCGUGGCCGACGGCCCCGUCUCCGUGGGCUCCGUGAAGGUGGAGGUUCUGAGCCAGGGAGAGGACGACGAGUACGUGGACUUGGCCGCGCAGGUCGCGGCGUACAAGGAGCUGGCGGCGAGGCAGCAGCGGGACAUAGAGGACAGCCAGGAAAAGACGGCCCAGCUGGCGGUCAUCAUCAUCGUAAUGGGCGCGGUCAUCCUGUGCCUCGGCGCGGUGUCGGCGGCGCUGUGCGUCGCGCGAAAGAGGAGCGAGAAGGUGUUGCCCCCGACCGAGUCCAAUCGCGUCGUGAUCGGGCGGCCCGUCGGGCAGGGGGAGCCUGCUGCGCUGGGCUCGGUGGCGGUGCACGCCCCGGCCGGCGAGAAGGGCGGCGCUGCCUUGCCAGCCCCAACCGGCAUCAUCGACGCGGUGCCGUUGAGGAGGCCUCUCGAGAAGCCGGGCGCGGGCUCCACAGGUGGCACUGGCUUGAAGGGCCUGGACGUGUGA
Messenger RNA from Prorocentrum cordatum, 1614 nucleotides. The record is from the annotation of a GenBank genome assembly. Lineage: Eukaryota; Dinophyceae; Prorocentrales; Prorocentraceae.